CCCGGGGACGGGGUGCAGGAAGAGGGGAUGAGCCUCAGUUUCCCUAGCUGGAAAGGAGGUGAUGAAAGUGUCCUCAAAGAGCACGUGCAGCUUCAUGGCCGUGGUGCCGCUGUCCGAGAACGGCCACGACUUCGGCGGCCGCUGCCUGCUCUUCGCCGACGGGCUGUGGCUCGCCAACCUGUCGGUGCGGGGCCACGAGCGCUUCACCGUGCAGGAGUGGGGCCCGCCCGCCGCCUGCCGCUUCGGCCUCUCCGCCGGGCUCCUCUCGCUGCUGCUGGCCGCCGCGCACGCCUGGCGCUCGCUCUUCGUCCUCUGCAAGGGCCACGAGGGCUCUGUCCUGGGCGCCUUGGUGAAUCUGCUGGUCAGCGCCUUGGUGGUCUUCGUGGUAUUCAUCGCCAGUACCAUCGUGAGCGUGGGCUUUACCAUGUGGUGUGACGCCCUCAUCGACAAGGACACUGUGACCCACAGCUGCAAAGAGUUCCAGGACACGGACUUGGGGCUGAAUGUGGACAACUCGACCUUCUAUGACCAGUUUUCUGUUGCCCAGUUUGGCCUGUGGGCUGCGUGGCUGGCCUGGCUGGCCCUCACCGUGCUGGCGUUCCUGAGGGUGUACCGCAGCCACCGGGAGGAGGACCUGCUGGACAGCCUGGCCCACGAGAAGGAGCUGCUGCUGGGCCGUGCCACCGGGCGGCCAUCCUUCCAGGGCGAGAAGAGCGCCGUGGUCUAGCCGGGGGCAGCCGCGUCUCGG
Messenger RNA from Sorex fumeus (smoky shrew), 748 nucleotides. RefSeq names its product transmembrane protein 179 (gene TMEM179). The record is from RefSeq and is a predicted model, not a curated record. The coding region runs from base 62 to 727 and encodes 221 amino acids. Lineage: Eukaryota; Metazoa; Chordata; Mammalia; Eulipotyphla; Soricidae. The transcript is spliced from 5 exons.